This is a messenger RNA of Brassica rapa (field mustard), 2424 nucleotides long. RefSeq names its product 54S ribosomal protein L19, mitochondrial-like. Gene Ontology annotation, biological process: translation. The record is from RefSeq and is a predicted model, not a curated record. Gene Ontology annotation, cellular component: ribosome; large ribosomal subunit. Lineage: Eukaryota; Viridiplantae; Streptophyta; Magnoliopsida; Brassicales; Brassicaceae. Gene Ontology annotation, molecular function: large ribosomal subunit rRNA binding; structural constituent of ribosome.
GGGUUAGAUUAUUUUACCUUUUCACCACAAGGAUUCUGAAUGGACCACCUUAAGAGAGAGAGGAAGAUGAUCCGCGGAUAGUGGAAAGAGGUGGAGAAGUGGCCGGCGUGGGGCUGGCCGGCGGAGAGCUUGCUCAGGUGGAAAGAGCUUCGUGCUGAUAACGUGUUAAGAUUUGAGAGAAGGUUUGUGAGAAUGUGUUGUAUAUUUUUUAUUGCUUACACCACUAUAUAUAGUGGUUCAUACAAGGUGGAGUCAAAUGAAGAAUUGAUUACAAAAAUACUCUACAUAAUGACAUGGUCAAACUCAUAAAGACUAAGGUUGAAUAAGUAUUCCAUGUGGCUAGAUGUAAACCUCUAAUAGACUCUAGUCUUGAAUUUGUAUGGUCUAGGUUAUGGACCAUGUGAUUCAUGACAGAAUUUAUAUUCUUUAUCCUUCAAUUUGUAACCAUGCACUUGUUUGUUAAUUGAGUGGUUGGAUUGUAUAUAAGAUUAGCGAAUAAGACUAUGAGUUGUAUUAUUGUUAUAACAAAUUAUAAAAUCGUUGUGUAUAUAUGUAUACUUAAGAGUUAAACUUAACUAAAAAAAUUAUAUGUAGCUUAUGACAUAUCUAAAUUUAUUUAAUUUUCACAAUAGUAUUUAUUAUAUUCUUUGGUUUGGGCUUCACAAACUUUUCGGGUUUCACGAUUAACGGUCCAUAAUAUCUACUCUCCUAGAUAUACACCUUGCUACCCAAGAUAUAUCUACUGUUCAAGACACACCUUGCUACCCAAGAUAUGUCUAAUAAAAACCCUCGAACCCUAAGAAGUUCUUCACGUUCUAACCAAUGGCUGCGGCUGCGAAGGACAUCGUGACACGGAGAGCUGUUGCGGGGACGAUUAAGCUGACUGUGCUGGCUGGGAAAGCAAGUCCAGAAACUCCUGUAAGUCCGGCGCUAGGUCCGUACAGGCUUAACAUGAUGGCAUUCUGCAAGGACUUCAACGCCAGGACUCAAAAGUACAAACCGGACACUCCUAUGGCCGUGAAGAUAACGGCGUACAUGGACCGCUCGUUUGAGUUCACCUUUAAAUCUCCUUCCGUGUCGUGGUACAUCAAGAAAGCAGCUGGGGUUGACAAAGGGAGCACACGUCCGGGGCACUUGACGGUAACGACGCUUUCGGUGAGACACUUAUACGAGAUAGCUAAGGUGAAGCAGACGGAUCCAUUCUGUCAGUAUAUGCCUCUGGAGUCGAUCUGCAAAUCUAUCAUUGGUACUGCCAACUCCAUGGGAAUCAAGAUUGUUCAGGAUUUGGAGUGAUUAAAGAGGUUAUUGCUUAAUCAUACUAUUUAUUCCUCAUUACCUUAUUUAUUAAUUGAUUUUGUGACGAAAAUACUAAUUCUCAACCAAAAUGAAAGAAUAUCAAACCUGACCGCAGUCGCUAUGGACUAGACCCAUUGAUACACCUAGUGUGUCGAAACAUCCCAAAUCCAUGAGGUUUAGUUUACACAUUAGCUAGUGUGUGUGCGCGUGUGUUUAUAUUUCACAUUGCAUUUUAUAUAUGUUUUGUUCUAAGUAUAUGUAUCUUUAUGCUAUGGAUAAGGGAUACUACAACGUGUAGAUUUUAUCUUUUGAAUCGAAUAUCAAAAUGAUAAUAGGUAUGGUAGCUAAGCUUUGCACCUUUAGGACUCUGUUGAAGUAGCCAAAGUUGACAAAAAUCUAAAAUCCCAUAAAACCAACUUGUUACUCGAACGAGUCAAAGCCAUGCCUCGUGUUUGUUACGUGUAGUCUAUGAGCAUUGGCUUAAGGCAUCAUCUUUAUAAGGCAUAUUAAUAAAAGUAUUAUUUUUGUAUAGUCAAAUGAUAAAACACUUUUGCUAAUUUCUUUUAACUUAAACAUAGAUUACUACUAAUUAACAUUUAAGAUUUUUUUUGCAACUUAAUUUUUUAAACUAAGUAAUUACAUUUAUUUCCAAAUUUAGAAAAAUAUUUGAAUUUUAGUAUUUAUUUAUUCUGAAUAUUUUAAUGUUUAUAUUUUCUGAAAUGUUAUAAUAAAAACUAAUGUGUUUUUGAAUCUAAAUUACUGUUAAUAUCCUUUGUAUAUUAUUGUUAUUUAUUGUAGAAUUGUAAAAUAAGCUUUGUGAUUGAAACUUAAUAGAUAUCAUUUCUAUUAUAGGUGAUAUUCUGUGCAUUACAAUUGUUUACAAGUUAAACAUAAAAAAUAAUAACAGGCUCUUUGGGUAAUAUUUUCUAUCAGGAAUUCAUUCGUAAGAAAAUACUUUUGUUGUUUAACUGCAAAACUAUUUAGUAAGAGAUUAUAAACAUAUAUGUUUUAUUUGGCCUAUGGCAUAAAAAUCUUGAAGCACGGCUCUGUAUGUCUCCAUGUUAAUAACGCAAGAUUCAUGUCAUUGUCAAUUAGUCACAGACGUUAUUUACAGAAUACAAAACCAUG